Molecule: messenger RNA, 877 nt
Organism: Aspergillus vadensis CBS 113365
Lineage: Eukaryota; Fungi; Ascomycota; Eurotiomycetes; Eurotiales; Aspergillaceae
Exons: 2
Coding region: 283-723 (146 amino acids)
Source: RefSeq, a predicted model, not a curated record
AGUCGAAAGCUCCUUGAAGUGAAACAAGGGAGAUCUGGCCAUACUCAGAGACUUAGAACACCAAGGGAUCAAACAAACCCCGAGCGGAUGUUUUCAGCGGCCACGCGGACAUGCCACAGAAGCGGAAGGGGUCUUGUGUCGAUUGGUAUGUGAGAUUCCUCAUUCCUGCACUCGUCACCCUCCCAUCUGCAACAAAGCCACAUAGACAGCUACUGCUGACCCAUGUUUCGGAUCAGCUCAGUCUUAAUUUGCCUUCAUGGCUGACAAGUUAUCUAUUUGUUUAUGUCUGACAAUGGGAUCAGGCAUUCGGUCAUGUUAUAUGCUUCAACAACGCCCCUAUGGCAGGUGAUACGGUCUGCUGAAGACCUCAACGCAUCCAACGCCAUCACCGAAGCUUCAGCAGUCGUCGAUCCUGUCCUAUUCCGUCGGUUCUUUGCCUUACCUAUUGCAUCUGAAAGCCCUGUUCGGUGUCUUGCACCUAUCAGGGAAACGUGCGCACUGCACCCACUCUUUCCGGCUGGGGUCUGGGAAAUCUGGACGGUCCCAGGCAGAUCGGUGCCAGGGCAAAACCUUGUUAAAAAUAACUUGUUCGGUCUUUCGUCCGACGGCCAAUUGUAUACGCACUGGAGACUCUUGAUGAUUCGGUCCGUGACGAAAGUAAGAGCUAUCCGCAUGCGACUUGCAGAUCUUCUAGAGGGAUAUAAUAAAGUCGUGCAUCUAUGACCUUGCAGGACACGACCCGCCCCCUCCUGCCUUCUUUAAUAUCGAUACCCUCUGCCACUAGCGUCGUACAUCACUCUUCACAAUUCCUUCUCCUCUCAAUUCAUAAUGAAGUUCACAAACUACCUUUUGACAACUGCAUCACUCGCAGGCAGUG